This is a messenger RNA of Meriones unguiculatus (Mongolian gerbil), 3158 nucleotides long. It is a transcript of the gene Nova1, whose product is annotated as NOVA alternative splicing regulator 1. Bases 279 to 1691 code for a protein of 470 amino acids. The record is from RefSeq and is a predicted model, not a curated record. Gene Ontology annotation, biological process: mRNA splicing, via spliceosome; regulation of alternative mRNA splicing, via spliceosome. Gene Ontology annotation, cellular component: cytoplasm; nucleus. Lineage: Eukaryota; Metazoa; Chordata; Mammalia; Rodentia; Muridae. Gene Ontology annotation, molecular function: mRNA binding. The transcript is spliced from 5 exons.
GGGUAGCGGCUUGCAGAUGCUGGGGGGCACCGGAGACUUUUGCCUCUGUUCAUCCCCUUGCUCUGGGCCACAAGUAGUAUGCAAAAUCUUGAUGAGUGCAUGCCCCGAGCGCACUUACGUGGCCGGUACAAAUAUCGCAUUGAUUUGUCUUCAAGGGUAUGCAUACGAGGGGGGUGUCUGGUACGGUGACUUGUUAGUUAACAUCCUGCGCUUCCUCGGAAGAUGAGUUAUAACGGGACCGCUAUCGCUUCUUCAUUUGCACUGGAGUCAUCUUAACAAUGCAUCCAAUGCAUCGAAGCAGAGAAGACGGCCAGUACUUUCUAAAGGUUCUCAUACCUAGUUAUGCUGCUGGAUCUAUAAUUGGGAAGGGAGGACAGACAAUUGUUCAGUUGCAAAAAGAAACUGGAGCCACUAUCAAGCUGUCUAAGUCCAAAGAUUUUUAUCCAGGUACUACUGAGAGGGUGUGCUUGAUCCAGGGGACAGUUGAAGCACUGAACGCAGUUCAUGGAUUCAUUGCAGAAAAAAUUCGAGAAAUGCCCCAAAAUGUUGCCAAGACAGAACCAGUCAGCAUACUACAACCUCAGACCACCGUUAAUCCUGAUCGCAUCAAACAAACAUUGCCAUCUUCCCCAACUACCACCAAGUCCUCUCCAUCUGACCCCAUGACCACCUCCAGAGCUAACCAGGUAAAGAUUAUAGUUCCCAACAGCACAGCAGGUCUGAUAAUAGGGAAGGGAGGUGCUACUGUGAAGGCUAUAAUGGAGCAGUCAGGGGCUUGGGUGCAGCUUUCCCAGAAACCCGAUGGGAUCAACUUGCAAGAGAGGGUUGUCACUGUGAGUGGAGAACCUGAACAAAACCGAAAAGCUGUUGAACUUAUCAUCCAGAAGAUUCAAGAGGAUCCGCAGAGUGGCAGCUGCCUCAAUAUCAGUUAUGCCAAUGUGACAGGUCCAGUGGCAAAUUCCAAUCCAACCGGAUCUCCUUAUGCAAACACUGCUGAAGUGUUACCAACUGCCGCAGCGGCCGCAGGGCUAUUAGGACAUGCUAACCUUGCCGGUGUUGCGGCCUUCCCAGCAGUUUUAUCUGGCUUCACAGGCAAUGACCUGGUGGCCAUCACCUCUGCACUUAAUACAUUAGCCAGCUAUGGAUAUAAUCUCAACACAUUAGGUUUAGGUCUCAGCCAAGCAGCAGCAACGGGGGCUUUGGCUGCAGCAGCUGCCAGUGCCAACCCAGCAGCAGCAGCAGCCAAUUUGUUGGCCACCUAUGCCAGUGAAGCCUCAGCCAGUGGCAGCACAGCUGGGGGGACGGCGGGAACAUUUGCAUUAGGUAGCCUGGCUGCUGCUACUGCUGCAACCAAUGGAUACUUUGGAGCUGCCUCGCCCCUAGCUGCCAGUGCCAUUCUAGGGACAGAGAAAUCCACAGAUGGAUCAAAGGAUGUAGUUGAAAUAGCAGUUCCAGAAAACUUAGUUGGUGCAAUACUUGGCAAAGGAGGGAAAACCUUAGUGGAAUACCAGGAGUUGACUGGUGCAAGGAUACAGAUCUCCAAAAAGGGAGAAUUCGUACCUGGCACAAGGAAUCGGAAGGUAACCAUUACUGGAACACCAGCUGCAACACAGGCUGCUCAGUAUUUAAUUACACAGAGGAUCACAUAUGAGCAAGGAGUUCGGGCUGCCAAUCCUCAGAAAGUGGGCUGAGUGUCCCAAUUAUACGUCAGAUUGUUUUAACCCCUCCUUUACCCCAUUUUCAAGAAGGAUGUACUGUACUUUGCAGAAGUGAAGUUUUUCUGUUAUUAAUAUAUAAUUAUGCAAAUGAAUGCGACUAUGUUGACAAUGUGUAUAUGUAAAUAAUAUGUGUUUUACCAGAUGUUUCAUAGAAUUUUUUCUUGACCUGUUUUGUUCUCUAUACUUUGCUUGUGUAUAUUUGUCAGAGGUGUUUCUAGUAUAAGAUUUAAGCCUGCCAUUUUACCAGCAUUAUUGUAGUUUAAUGAUUGAAUGUAGACAGGGAUAUGCGUAUAGUUUUCAGUAUUAGUUCUAGAUAACACUAAAUUAACUACUGUUAGGUUGAGUAUGGUGGGGUCAGUGACCUAAACUGGAGUGAGGCCAAAGCACUGUCAUGUAUGUCUUACUUCCUGCUUAGGGCACAGAGAAGUAGGAAACAAUAUUUUGAAAAUAAGUUUUAAAUUUAAAAUGAUCAAAAAGCAAUAUAGUUGCAUAAAAGCACUGUAAAAUAUUUAAAAGGUUAAAACUGUGGAAAAUUACAUUGGUAAGUUUACAGAUCAAUAAAAGCACCUGUUCUCCAUCUGAACUAGACAAUGGAAAUAAUGCUGCAUGCUGGCCAUGGCCCAUUCUUCAUCAUUUGUAAGUUCAACAAAAGUUCUCACAUGGAGUCCCACCUCUUCAGAGGUCUGUACAUUUGUUUUUAAGCACUGAAUUCACUACUGAUCCCAUUGCCUGGCCAGUAGAACAGUCAUUACUCCAUUAACAUCCUCACUGUUUAGACACAUAACUGUGGUACAGUGUAUUGGAAAUUUUAUAAACAAAAGUGAAAGUGCCAACACAUUAUUGAUAGCUGAUAAUGUUUCAUUAUCUGCAACUGCUGGAUAAGUAUGUUGCAUUUUAAGAGCUUAUAAUUGUGUAUAAUUUGUUAACACUAGAAACCUAUUAGUAUUGUGAAUGUAGAUUUUACUGUGAAGCUAUCUGUGAUUUAGCUGUUUGCUCCAUGACGGAGUCCUUGCAGCAUGGCGCUAGCAGCCAGUGCAAUUUCUAAUACUCGGUAAUUUGCAUGUUUUGUGGAGCAUUUUUUAUGUCACCAAUCAGACAGUAUUUCCUGCAUGCUUAUUUAGAAGAGGCAGUUUAUCUUGAGAGGUAGUAUGAUCUACCUUUGUCAGGCUUUUUGACAGGUCAUUUCAAAGUAAGCCUUUGUUCCCAAGACCCAACAACUGUCACCCUCUUCUGUACCUCUCCUGAGUGCCAACUGUCCAGGCCAUUUGACACACCAUCUGUUAACCUCUGAGUUUGCCCGCUCAAGGCCACUCAUAGGGGCAUCCAUCCCCAAGCACCUCCUCAUGCUGUGCAUGCAGUCUUAAAUUCAAUGGACAAAAAUAAAAUGCUGGCUACCUCUGGAUCAUCUGGCUGAGCAACUGAAUUACAAAAGAGAAUUAC